CUCUCUCACACACACACACACUCCUGCUGGAAUCGGACAAUUACUGGCAUUAAUUCUAGCAGCAAGAAAGAGGUGCAAGGGGAAACGGUGGGAACUAAACAGGGGCGGUAAAGUGGAAUGAGACAAGAGACAGAGUGACAGAGAAAGGAAGAGCGAGGGGAGGAGAGUAGAAUAGAGGGAGGGAGGGUUUAGUGUGUCUGAGCAUUGGAGCACAGCGUGAGCUUUGGAGCGCCUUCCUGACAUGUACACCUGUAAGCCCUACUGCUUCAUUCAGGGAUGCAGGAUUCAUGUAUGAAUGGCAGUGACGCCUUUGAUGGCAGCAAAUAGUCUAUCUUAAUGAGAUCAUUUAAGCUCAGAGGCAGAGGCAGCGGAGGAGAAGGCGGCAUGCAAAGAAGUGGAUGUGGAGCUGCUCCGGUCUACAAUUAAGGGGCUGGCACUGAGGACGCGACCCUGCCCGAGGAUUGGAUAGCACCCACGAGAUGCUGUGAACAAAAUCCGCUAGUUGUCACCCCAGCUCUGCUGCUCAUAUGUGCGCCAAGCACGCUCUCCUUACCCAGGAAGAGAACUUGAUGGAUCCCUCUAUUCAUCACAGCUGACACAUCAAGGCCGACAAUUAUCAGCACAUUCAUCAUUAACGCAGCCCAACAGGACUAGACUCUGUGACAAAAGUGGAUCACCACUCAUUUCUGGAUAGUCGAUUGAACUGAACCAUAAAUUCACACAGUCUGCUUUUCUCUAGGACUCUUUAUACAGAGCCUACAGAAUCAGUCCCUGAAAUGAUCGUGUUUGUUGGCUAUAAACAUAGGUAGUGACAUGACUCAGGCGUGACCCUGGAGAUGCCGAAGAGAAGAGACAUCGUCGCCAUUGUGUUGAUCGUGUUGCCUUGGACAUUGCUCAUCACUGUUUGGCACCAGAGCACAAUCACUCCUCUGCUUGCUAUUCAAAAGGAUGAUAGACGUGAUGGUCGCUCCAAUUCCAGGAAUACUUUUGCUUUCAAGGAGUCCUGCUCACUUCAGAACCGGGACAUCGUGGAGGUGGUGCGGACUGAGUAUGUCUACAGCCGUCCCCCGCCCUGGUCUGACAUCCUUCCCACCAUCCACGUCAUCACUCCCACCUACAGCCGGCCGGUGCAGAAGGCAGAGCUGACACGCCUGGCCAACACCUUGCUGCACGUGCCCAACCUGCACUGGAUCCUGGUGGAGGACUCCCAGAGGAGGACCACUCUGGUCAGCCAUCUGCUCCAGGAGUCAGGACUCAACUACACCCACCUGAACGUGGAGACGCCUAGGAAUUAUAAGGUACGCGGGGACACUAGGGACCCACGAAUACCUCGAGGUACCAUACAGAGGAACCUGGCCCUGCGGUGGCUCCGGGAGACAUCCAGCGUAAACAACAGCCAGCCUGGGAUUGUCUACUUUGCAGAUGAUGACAACACAUACAGUCUGGAGCUGUUUGAGGAGAUGCGUACCACCAAAAAAGUGUCCGUGUGGCCUGUGGCCUUUGUGGGUGGCCUACGGUAUGAGUCUCCUAAAGUAAACACCUUGGGCAAGGUGUAUGGCUGGAAGACUGUCUUCGACCCACACCGGCCCUUUGCCAUCGACAUGGCUGGGUUUGCAGUGAACCUGCGCCUCGUUCUGUCUAAACCUCAGGCUUAUUUCAAGUUACGUGGGGUGAAGGGAGGUUACCAGGAGAGCAGUUUAUUAAAGGAGCUGGUCACUCUCAGCGAUUUGGAGCCUAAAGCUGCUAACUGCACUAAGGUUUUAGUAUGGCACACACGGACAGAGAAGCCUGUGCUGGUAAAUGAGGGCAAGAAAGGAUUUACAGACUCUAAUGUAGAGAUAUGACAUACUUCAUCUGACACAGGGGAGGCAUUUAUCCAUGGGAUUCUACCAGGAUUCAAACCAACCUCAGAGCUCCUUAAAGCAUUAGCCAGGGUCAACAAAAUGAUCACAGCACAGUAGCUGUAAUUCACCACAGCUUAGUAAUGGAGGCGCACCUGUCCAUGCCAGGAGACAGCACUAGCCGUGUGCGUGAACUGACCACAGAAUAUCAAAGCACAACUGCACAAAAACAAGCCGGCCUGCUCUGCUCGGAGCAUUGGCUGAUGCGAGACACUGGUAGGAGUUGCCAAAAGAAGCUUGCUUGCUGAGGUCUCCUCGGAGAGCUGAGACAAAGGAUGUUAUGCGAUUUGAACCGCAGGAAGAGAUGGCACUGCAAGCAAUAAAGAGCCCUCUGAGCCUAGACAACGCCAGCCAACCAUCCAAUCAGCAUUAAAUAGGGCCCUUUUGUUCUGAGGCGAGCUGGCUGUCGGGCACAGGGCUGCACAGAGGAAUAAAAGGGGUCCUUGUCUUAAGUGAGUCAGCACUGACUGACAGACUGCACUGAGGGGAGCUGAGCCCCCCUCCACCCAUGUACUGUACAACACUGAACUGUUUAGAUAACAUCCUGAACCUAGCACUAAUUAGGAGUCAUGUUACUCCUUAACACACAUGCUCAGCCAUCACGCUGCACAUGAUGAGCACACAUACACACGUGCACUCAAAAAAACAUGGAGCAAUGAUUUAUUACAGUGUAACAGUGAAGUCCUCUCUUACAGUCAUUUACUGUAUUUAUUCCUGCUGUAACACUAUUGAGGUCUACUCAUAUUUAAGAGAAGUAUUCCUAAGGGCCUGUCCACUUCUCAGGCUUCUUCAUAAGCUAAUUAUGAUCCAACUGAGUGAACUGAAGGUUUCUCAGCAGAAUUAUUUAUUGUUUCAGAGUCACUGGUACUAUUCACUUGUAAGUUGUGAGCUAUGCUCAUGUGAGUCAAUGGGACAUGAAGCCAUUACUCUAAAAAUCGGAUGCGCAUCCUUUCAAAUAGCUGUAUUACACAAUCUUAAUUAUUCCCACCAUGGAUGGCUGGCAUGCAAGUGAUGAUUUCAUACCCCAUUGACUUGCAGUGGCACUGCUAAUGUUCUCUGACUCUGGUCAUUUAUUGAUGUGACAAUACAUCAAUAAACAACCCUUAACUUAAGGAUUGUUGCACACAAUGCUGCUUGUGUUUCAUGUGAAGGUUUUUCACAUCACUCUUGCUUCAGUUCAGAUUGUCCCAUGGCCUUUUGUUUUAUAGGCAAAAAUGUGUCCAUUUCAAUAACUGCUACCCGACACGUUCUGCGGAACAUUCACACAAGCAAUACAAAUCUAUCAACAAUAUCAAAUACAGCUGCCAUCCCCAAACAGCAAUCAUUACUCUUUAACUGGAAAUCCAUGAACAAGAGGAUAUACCUGGUAAUUCUGCUUUAUGUGUAAAGAGUCACUGUAACUAAAGGUACUGAAUGUACAUAGGUAUAAAAUGCUGCCAUACAAACAAGCCUCUCUCUGUUUUUAAGAUAUUAUAUUCGAGAAUGACCAUAUUAACAACAUUAAUAUCCCUGAAUUUGAAGGUUCAACCUAAUUUUUGUAAAUAUUUAAGACACAAGAUACACAAAAAAUGCCCAUACAGGCAGUGAUGACAGUCACUGGAUGUCUGCUGCCAUGCCAAGAUCAGGCGUCUCCUCAAAGAGGACCUUGUAGUCACCCUCCUGCUCCUCAAACACAAUUACCUUUUUAGAGUUAAACAGAAAAAGUGAGAGAGAAAGAAUAGAGAGUUAGAGCUUUGAGACUUGACUUUGCUGUGUUUUCACACUUUGAAAAUGUAAAAUUAAUCAUUUAAGUCCAUUACAAUGCCUGGGAUUUUGUUUCUUCUGUAAAUAGAAUAGUAUGGUGAAAAUUGCUAUUUGUUUUCUUGCCAAGAGUGAGUUGAGUAGAUCAAUACCACUCUCAUGUCUGUACACUAAAAAUGAAGAUAUAGCCAGCAACCGGGUAUCUUAGCUUAGCACAAUGACUGGGAAAAGGGGGUAACGGCUAGCCUGGCUCUGUCUAAAGAUUAAAAAUAAUAUGCCUGCCAGCUCUUCUAAAGCUCAAUAUUUCACAAUGUGCUAUGUACAAGGUAGGUUGUACAACCGGUUGUAAAGUGAAAUUAAGUUUGUAACUCCCUUCUGCUACGUAGCAGACAAUAUACAGUAAUACAAAAACAAUCAUAAAAAUGGUAGACAGAAAUAAACUAUACUCAUUGGAGCAGUGUAAAAGCCGCUCUGCAGUCUGGUGGUGCAGCAGAAGAAACUUCUGUCUCUGCCAGAAGGCAGCAGGGUGAACAGGCUGUGGCUGGCUGGAUACUGUCCUUUAAUAUCCUUUGGGCUCUGCAUAUGUCUUGUGUGUCUAGUGGAAUCAAUCUUUUCAUAUAACUCUCGGAAAGAAAACAACUAAGCGUAUUUCCUAUAAUAUCAAACCAUUUCUCUAACGAAUGCUGGUAUCAUACACAGCUGUACCUGGUUGACUCCGCUGUUGAGGAAGGGACCAGGGAGGUAGAGAGUCUGCUGGGGGCCAAUUGACCAGUAGCGGCCCAGAUUCAGCCCGUUAAUAAAAACAACACCUUUCUCCCAGCCCUGUGGACCCACAGAAAAUUGCAGGGCUUCACAAUGUAUACAGAAAAGAUUUCUCAUACAAACACACAUGCACAAAAAAUGUACAUAACAUAAAAACAAUACGUUUCAUGUCACUUACUGGCAACUUCACAAAUGUGUCACUUGGAUACCCGAAUGCAAACAGCCUCCCCAUGAAAAAUCCAGGGAAGCUGGGAGUUUCAGGGAGAGUUUUCCAGGGUGCCUGAUAAAGACUGAAAUGAGGGAUCCACUUCAAAUACACUAUUACAUCAGAAUGAAAGUGAUAUGCAGCGCUUUAAAUUCAAUAACGCGUACAAACCUAUCAAUAAAGCUGGGUUUCAUAUCAAGGCUGUAUAUUGUAAAAUCCCGCAAGGGGAUAUUGUUUAAUAAAACGUCUCCCACAAGGCCUGCAAGAACACAAAUCAAAAUUGGCUUGUAUACUACACACUGACUCCUUGAGUGAUUUAAUAGCACGCAUAGCAAUGAACAUACUGUCUGUCGAUCACCUUUGUGUUGUUUGUCAAGGUCCUUUCCCUGAUGAACUCGUCCACAGUUUUCCACCAAUAAACUCAAGGUACGCUGUCCCUGUAGGGAUUGAUUGCUUUUAUGUCUUUUGCAAGUUUUAACAGUCAACACUUCAGCAUCCAUCACAUCAGAUAACUGAGAAUGACGUUUAUUGGACAUUUGCCUUCGUUGUCCAACUUGAUGCCAUACCUUACCAUCAGGAACCGCCAGCUCCCGGCUUUGGCGCUUGAAAAGGCCAAUGUAGCUUCUGUCUACAAACACCUUGGAGGAAAAAUAUUGCUGUCAAAUAAGUUACGUUAUAGUACACAACACAUAAACUCUGCUUCACUGAAAGAUCUGUCAUCACCUCUACACAACAUACAUAUGCUGUAUCUCCUGAUACUGGGAAAUACACUUAUUCGCUUUCUUGCUGAGAGUUAGAUGAGUAGAGUGAUACUACUCUCACACCUGUCCUUUAAAUAUCAAGCUCCAGCAGACAGGUAGCUUAGCAUAAAGACUGGAAACAGGGGGCAACAGCUAGCCUGACACUAUAUAUCAAAUCUUAUAUCUGAUGUCUCACACUGACAAGAAGUUUCCAGGAAGUCAGUGUGCCUGGCCGAGAAAUUCUCCCUCGUAAAACCACAACUUGUCAGUCCAUGUUUUUGUGUGGAAUAAACAAAUAAGAUAUAUUAUAACAUCAUUGGUGAGCUUACGAGAUUGCUGGUAGGCAAAUUGUUUACCUUUGGACAGACCCAAACUAGCUGUUUUCCUCUUCCUCUUCCAUUCUUAGCAAAGCUAAACAGCUGCUGGCUCUAGCGUUAUAUUUUGCACACAGAUUUGAGAUUUGUAUAUAUUUUCCCGUUUAACUCGCAGCAAGAUAGCAUAUUUGCCAAAAUGUGAGACUUUUCCUUCAAAUUUAAUUUCAAUCAGUGAUCAUGAUGGCAACCUAUCCAUACCGCAUAAGGUCAGAUCAUUUAAGACCAUGCCAUCAUGGACAACAAGAACUCACUAGGGCACGGUCUCGGACAUUGUCUCCAGACUUCAAUAAUCCUCCUCUGGUGAUGGUAGUCUCAUAGAGCGUGUAUCCAUAGGACUGGCCAUUCCUGUUGUUCACAGGUAGAUUCUCCAUGUUUACUGGCUUGAGUGACUUAAAUGG
Micropterus salmoides (largemouth bass) is the source of this 6120-nucleotide messenger RNA. Its product is annotated as galactosylgalactosylxylosylprotein 3-beta-glucuronosyltransferase 1. The record is from RefSeq and is a predicted model, not a curated record. Gene Ontology annotation, biological process: chondroitin sulfate proteoglycan biosynthetic process; carbohydrate metabolic process. Lineage: Eukaryota; Metazoa; Chordata; Actinopteri; Centrarchiformes; Centrarchidae. Bases 837 to 1844 code for a protein of 335 amino acids. Gene Ontology annotation, cellular component: Golgi membrane. Gene Ontology annotation, molecular function: galactosylgalactosylxylosylprotein 3-beta-glucuronosyltransferase activity. The transcript is spliced from 8 exons.